CACGUUUUGAUGUGAAGGUGCAACACGUUGGAUCUGGCCGAAAGCGUUCGACACGGAGCCAAUAUUUAAACGCCCAGGAGCCGUUAUCCAUCUUUUCAAUAGACUGAGCGGAUCGCAAGCGAAAAGAUGUCUGAUAGCUACAACUCCACAGACACGACAGGUGCAGUAGACACAAGGAGUCCAUAUUCACAGCAGGCACUUCAAGGUCGACCGCGUAACGUGGUACUCUAUGGGGAGAGUGGGGUAGGCAAAAGCUCGCUCAUAAACCUUAUCAUGGGUCGUGAUGCAGCGAAAACAUCUCCUGAUGCCCUCGCGUGUACAACUACACAUGUUCCUUAUGAUGUGACGAUCAGCGGACAACGCUUCAGGCUGUGGGAUACAGCAGGGUUAAAUGAAGGCUCAGAAGGCACAGUGCCUGCGGUGAUAGCUGAAAGGAACUUGACUACAUUCCUCCGAGGUCUAAACCAGGAAGAUGGUGUCCAUCUUCUUAUAUACUGUGUGCGCGGAACGCGAGCAACAAAGGCUCUGCAGACUCACUACAAGAUAUUAUCGGCAGUUGUCCGUGAUAGCAAAGUACCCACUAUUAUGGUGGUGACGUGCCUGGAAGACUUUCGUCCUGUGAUGGCAGAGUGGUGGAAUAAGAACAGGGACGAGCUUGCGACGUAUGGAAUGCAAUUCUCUGGAUAUGCAUGUGUCACGACUUUGAAGGAUGAACACACGGAGUCUUCGGAUAUUCACGAACGUCGUGCACAGUCCUACAAAGACGUCUGCAGAACCAUCCUCGAACAUUGUUCGCAGACCCCUCACAAGGCGUGGGGCACUGAUCCUAUCAAAGAUCAGCGAAGCUUUCUCGCGAUUUUGUUGCAGAAAUUAGCUCGUUUUGUUGGAGGAGCCCACCGUGAUCAAGAUGCUUGAAGGCAUCUUUGCCGUAGCUAACUUUUGUAUAGAUGGUUUAUGUGGAGUGAAAUGCAUU
Messenger RNA from Suillus bovinus, 973 nucleotides. RefSeq names its product P-loop containing nucleoside triphosphate hydrolase protein. Gene Ontology annotation, molecular function: GTP binding. Gene Ontology annotation, biological process: tRNA wobble uridine modification; tRNA methylation. The transcript is spliced from 5 exons. Gene Ontology annotation, cellular component: cytoplasm. The coding region runs from base 127 to 915 and encodes 262 amino acids. The record is from RefSeq and is a predicted model, not a curated record. Lineage: Eukaryota; Fungi; Basidiomycota; Agaricomycetes; Boletales; Suillaceae.